Messenger RNA from Scaptodrosophila lebanonensis, 2506 nucleotides. Its product is annotated as RING finger protein 37. Gene Ontology annotation, cellular component: nucleus. The transcript has 2 exons. Gene Ontology annotation, molecular function: ubiquitin-ubiquitin ligase activity; ubiquitin protein ligase binding. Gene Ontology annotation, biological process: protein polyubiquitination. Lineage: Eukaryota; Metazoa; Arthropoda; Insecta; Diptera; Drosophilidae. The record is from RefSeq and is a predicted model, not a curated record. The coding region runs from base 240 to 1736 and encodes 498 amino acids.
UGUUCUGAGAAUAGAAGUACACAGAGCCCGUGACGCCAUUUUUCGGUGCGAAUUAAGGCAGAGAGCAGGUGGGGCAAACCACAAGCGUUGGAAGCCAGGUAGAAACAGUAACAGCAGCAGCCGCACCAACAACAGCGCGUGACCAAGCGUUUGAACGCCAUUGCUAUCUUUCAAUAGUAAGAGUAGUGGUACCAAUACCAAUACUGCGAAGCAACCACUCAUCAUAAAUCACGCACUCAAUGAGCAGCCUCAUCAACUUUCUUAAUCCCAAACUCAAGCCCACAGUGGACUGUGAUGCCGUCUGUGAGGAUGGCUACACGGCUGCGAAUCUGCUAGCCGAUGAUCCAGAGCAGCUGGAGCGCGGCUUCAUGGCCUUCUCGGUCUGUAAGCCCCCCGUAGAGAUUGUCUUUGACUUUCCCAAAGCCAUCGAUCUGAAGGUCAUCAAGCUAUGGCACACAUCUGGUGCUCUGCGGUCUACAGCAUUUGAGGUGCACGGUAAGUACGAGGGAAUUUGGGAACGUGUGGCCUUUGUACGGGAUCUCGGCAAGAGCAUGGACUCUGUAACCUUCUGCUAUCAGAGCGACUACAAUUCGCGUAGCAGCGCUGCAGCAGCGCAGCAGCAGAGCGAAAAGGUGUUCUUCUUCAAGUCGGCCCACAAAAUACUGUCGACAACAAACAGUGUUAAGAUCGUGAUCCGGGCAACAGAACGUUGUCCACCAGUGCUGCGCAAGGUGCAGAUGUGGGGCUUACCUGCACGCACUCUGGACAAAGCCGACCGUGAGCUGAUGAAGACCAUUUGGAAUGAGAUUAGCGAUCCAUAUGGCAUGCUGAACAGAGAUCGGGCGCAACCACAAAGCGGCCAACGUUCGCCACCACGUCACAUACCCGAGUUGCGUGAGCAAUCGACGCUGGAAAUACCCGAAGAGUUUCUUGAUUCCAUAACGUGGGAGCUAAUGAUCUUUCCCACAGUAUUGCCAUCGGGCAAGGUGGUCGAUCAAUCCACCAUUGACAAGCAUUCGGAGGAGGAGGCCAAAUGGGGUCGCUUACCAUCGGAUCCAUUUACAGGACUCGAAUAUACCUCACAGCGCAAAGCAAUAUUGCACCUCGCACUCAAAGCCCGCAUUGAAAAGUUCCUUAUGGAGAACGAUGAGCAUUUUAAAUCGGUGCCACGUUCACUGGGCAGCUCCCGAAUGCGUCGUCGUCAUGCCUCCCAGUUUGCCAGCCACAUGUGCCAGCCCGGACAGGGUGGCAUCGCUGCAGGCACCUAUUCCUCAUUGAGCAAUGCCUACAAACGCAAAACCAAAUCAACAGUUACUGCCACGGCCACACUGUCCUCCGCUUUGUCUGCGCCCGCCUCGCCGCCGGCACCAAAGCGUGCCCGGAACAGUCACUCCGCCUAUGCUGCCAGCGCCACGGUCACCGCCAGCAGCAUCGAUCAACAAUCAGAAACAUCGUCUACCUCGGCAUCGGCAGCUGUCACACCGACCACAACGUCUUCCAGUGAGCAGGCCAUACAGCAGGCGCUGCAGCGGAUCACGCGCUUCACCCAACUGGAGGCGCCCGCGCCACCACCCUCUUGCAUCAAUUGUCGGAGCAGCCAGUUCGCUUAUGAAAUACGCACCUGCAAGCAUUUGGUAUGCCGGGAGUGCCUCGUCGUGCUCUCGACCACACAGCAGUGCGUCUGCAAGUUGAGCUUUCGUAGCGUGGACGUUGAGCGCUACCACAAGUUGCAGUAGUCGCCUAGCCUGGCAGAUACCACAUAGUCUCUUAUUCUAGUGCUUCACAUUUAGUUCUAGUUGAUAAGGAAAAAAAAAAACAUUUUUGUUGCCAAUCGUCAAACUCUGGCGGAGCGAUUUUGAGUAGAGUUGGGCAAAUCAUUAAAUUUUUUGCAAAUCUAUAAAUUGCUCAUCAAAAAAGGAAACUAUUUUUGUAGAUUAUCUAUACUAAUAUUAAAAAGAGGAAAGAUUUUAUUGUUUGUUUGUAAACUAUAUACAAGUAGCACUUCUGUUUACCAGAUAUUUAAAAAUGAUUUUUAGUAAAGCAAAACAAGACUUGCCCAGCUCAAUUUCCACUGACCUCCCCCCAUCACCAUUUACUUUGUGUCUUUCUACAAUUUGCAAUCAUGUAUGUUUUGAUUAUUCAGUUUGUAGGUUUAUGAGCGUUAUCCUAGACGUAAAGAUUAGUUUUAAAUCAUAUCAUUGAGCAGAGUUUCAUGCAAAGCCCAAAACAAUGCAAUACUAAACUUAUGUAUUUGUGUGUUGCGGCGGCGCAUUCGCAAUUAACAGUAUCAGGUCAAAAACUAAGUCGGAUUGGUCGGUGUAUUAUCUUGGACCAGCAAACCGAAAACGAAUCAUGCGAUAAAACUUAGUCAUAGAGAAAGCACGCAUAGUUUUUGUAGCAACACUUUAUACAAUUCCCUCCUCCAAAGAAGGGUUAUGAGUAUCCAAGCGCAAAGUUUAUAUAUUCAUACGUACGAUAUAGAAUUAAUAAAGGUCAAGACAAAUAA